CGCGCGUGAGUACCUGAGACCAAAUAGCGAAUCUCGACGUCAACAUCGAACGACACGAGCGAUAACGGCAAGUCGUACCCGCAUCAACGAAAAAUCAUCGUGAUGGGCUGUGGUGACUCGGGUGCGCUCACCGACGAAUUCUCUGAUUUGAGUUUAUCACAGCAAGGCGAGGAUGCCGUCAUACUGCAACCAGCUUUCUCUUCGUCGAGUCAAAAUACAACAACGACAGUGUCGUCCAUUGAUCGCUGUGCAAUCUUUGACGACGACGAAGAUAAUGAAAACUUGACACUCGAAUUGGAUAAUAAAGAUUACGUCUACGAUGAGUAUAGGACUUAUAAUAGACAGAGAUCAUCAGAUAACGAGUACGAAUUGACAAAUAAACCAGCAAAUACAGAAGUGGUGGUAGCCUCACUCAGUACAACUUCCCUGAGCACUGCAGCGAGUUGUCAACGCUUGAAUAGCACUUCCAUGAGCCAUAUGCUUUCGUACGAAAAUUGGUGUAGUGAAAAGCACCGCGAGAUGCAACAGCGCAAAUAUGAGCAGCGUGAGUCGGAACUCAGGCGACGCGAGUUAGAAGAGCGCAAAAAGCGCGAACGCGAGGAAAAGGAAAGACGCGAUUACGACUGUUUUAUCAAUUGGCUAGAGCGUAAAAAACGUGAAGAGAGCAUUAAGAAAGAGCUGAUGGAAAAGGAGCUUAACCUUCGGAAACAAAUUCAAGACAUUGAGGAGAAUGCCAAGGUCGUUAAAGAUAUGACUUUGAAGAAAUGGUACAGAAAGAAGGAGGAGCAGCAGAAAUUUUUAGAAAAAAAAGAAUUGGUGAAGCAAAAGAAGGCUGAGGAAGAAAAACAGAGAAGAUUUCAAGACAGCACGAAGGCCUAUGAGAAAUGGCGAGAAAAGGCAAAAUAUGCGCCAAGGCCUGCUACGCAAGGCUUACUACCUCAUCAAAAAGCAAAGCCAGUGUUUACCAAUCCAACACCUUGGCAGCCAUUAGUCAAUAAUGCUAGUGAUGAAUCGGAUACAGAUAACAAUCAUGCAAAUCAAAUUAAGACAUCCGGUGCAGCAAUCAAAAGUCAACGAAGUAAAAAAGCUAGUGUAAAAAGAUAA
Messenger RNA from Phymastichus coffea, 1104 nucleotides. Its product is annotated as coiled-coil domain-containing protein 34-like. NCBI's taxonomy places the organism in Eukaryota, Metazoa, Arthropoda, Insecta, Hymenoptera, Eulophidae. Bases 103 to 1104 code for a protein of 333 amino acids. The transcript has 5 exons. The record is from RefSeq and is a predicted model, not a curated record.